This is a messenger RNA of Conger conger (European conger), 2966 nucleotides long. RefSeq names its product internexin neuronal intermediate filament protein, alpha a (gene inaa). Gene Ontology annotation, molecular function: structural constituent of postsynaptic intermediate filament cytoskeleton. Gene Ontology annotation, cellular component: cytoplasm; intermediate filament; postsynaptic intermediate filament cytoskeleton. Lineage: Eukaryota; Metazoa; Chordata; Actinopteri; Anguilliformes; Congridae. The coding region runs from base 26 to 1462 and encodes 478 amino acids. The record is from RefSeq and is a predicted model, not a curated record. Gene Ontology annotation, biological process: intermediate filament organization. The transcript has 3 exons.
GCUCAGUCACUCAUUAGACGCCAAGAUGAGUUACGGAUCUGAAUACAGUGCUUCUUCCUACAGAAAGAUUUUCGGGGACUCCCCUCGAUUCUCGUCCUCGAGAAUGAGCAGCCCCGCUUCCUCGAGGAAUUCUUUCUCUUCCAGCGGCUAUAGGUCCCAAUCCCUCUCCCGCAUCAGCUCUUCUUCCCUGGGCUCUUACCGGAGACCUGGACGCUCUUCGUUCUCGUCGAUGCCAAGCGACACCGUUGAUUUCGCCCAGACAACAGUGCUCAACAAUGAAUUCAAGACCACUCGAACGAAUGAAAAGGAGCAGAUGCAAGGGCUCAAUGACCGCUUUGCCAUGUUCAUCGAGAAGGUGCGCAAUCUUGAGCAGCAAAAUAAAGUCCUGGAGACCGAGCUGGUGACUCUGCGCGGGAGGCAGAAUGAACCGUCCCGCCUUGCUGAUAUGUACCAGCAGGAGCUCAGAGAUCUCCGUUCCCAGUUGGAGGCGUUAAACAACGAGAAGUCUCAGAUUCUAGUUGAACGGGACAACAUCGAAGAGGACCUGCAGAAACUAAGGGAUAAGUAUGAAGACGAGAUCAGGGCGAGGGAAGAGGCCGAGCAGACCCUCAAGGCGUUCAAGAAGGACGUGGACGAUGCCACUGUUGUCCGACUGGACCUGGAGAAGAAAGUGGAGUCUCUCCUGGAUGAGAUAUCUUUCCUGAGGAAGGUGCACGACGAAGAGGUGACGGAGCUGAUGAAUAUGUUGCAAGCAACACAGGUGUCGGUUGAGAUGGAGGUAACCAAACCCGAUCUCACAUCCGCCCUGAAGGAGAUCCGAGGCCAGUAUGAAUCGAUGGCCUCCAAGAACCUGCAGUCAGCGGAAGAGUGGUACAAAUCCAAAUUUGAAAAUCUUAACGAGCAGGCGACUAGGAGCAACGAAGCCAUGCGCGCGAGCAGGGAGGAGAUCAACGAAUAUAGGAGGCAGAUGCAGUCUAGAACCAUCGAGAUCGAAAGUCUCAGGGGAACCAACGAAUCUCUGGAAAGGCAGCUGAGAGAGAUGGAGGACAGGUACAAUGCCGAGAUGUCCGGUUUGCAGGACACUAUUGGUCAACUGGACAAUGAACUGAGGACCACCAAGGGCGAGAUGGCCCGUCAUCUGAGAGAGUACCAGGACUUACUGAAUGUCAAGAUGGCGUUGGACAUUGAGAUCGCAGCCUACAGGAAGCUUCUGGAAGGGGAGGAGACUCGGUUCAGCAGCGGGAUAACCUUCCCUAGCUCCAACGCCAGCUCCGGGUCCAGCCUGAACUACAGCUACCAGACCCGCAUAUACUCCGGCUCCUCCAAGGGAGGGAAGGAGGAGAAGCAGGAGGAGGCGCAGAGCAAGCACAGCAAGGCAGGUAACCAGCGCGAGACCAACGAGGAGUCCAAGAAGAUGGAGAAGAGCGACUCGGACCACUACUCCUCCGGCCAGAAGAACUAAACCCUCUCUUCUGACCCCUGUCCCAUUACAGUGUUCUGACCCCACCUUCACUCUCAUCACAGUUCUACAACUUUCUCUAUCGUUCUCUCUCUCCGUCUGUCUGUCUGUCUCACGUAACGAUCACUUGGAGAACACACUUCUGAAAACAUCACAAAACUUUCACUCUUUAGGGCAGGAACACACACUCUCUACAUGUCACGACGUGAACGGGUUUGCACACGACUGUUUAACACACAGCUAUAUUUGAAAUGAAAGUGCACUGCCGCAUGGUACCAAUGACUCUUCACACAUUCCACCGUGUGUGUGUGUGUGUGUGUGUGUGUAUGUGAGAAGUUAUACACAUACGGUGCAUAGUCAUCUCAGAACAUAUCAGAACUACAGCAGUGUAUCAGCAGUUCAGGUAAUGUGUCUUUUUCAUAGAUAAAGCUAAAAUUACAGCAAGGUUUAAAUAAGCAGUUUACGCUAUAAACCUUACCUGUAAGUAAUUCCCUGUUUUACCAGGUUACAAAUAUUUACAGGAAUAUUCAUGUUUUAUUAUUCAUAAAAUAACUUGAAAAGACACUCUGACACAUUUAUUUCGACUGUUCUCGAGGGCUUAUUCUAACAGGCCUUGACACUGUUUAUAUAAUCUGUCUAGUAAUCCGUAAAACCAAAUCCGUCAGAAUUGCAUCUACAAGUUCAUGUUGAGUACAGCUUUCAAAUUCAGAUGGAGUCAUUAUUAAAGAAGGAACCGCAUUCAUUGGUCCACAAACGUACAGAUUCAGAGGCAGUAUUGUUAUCCAAGAUUGCUUUAGAUGUUAGCCCUGCUUCCCUUAUCUUGAAAAGACUAUAAAUUACAUAUAACCAGCUGUAAAUUGCAUGUGUCUAUUUCAUGUUUGCAUGGUGACUGCCAUCCAUUUGACUUUUCACAUAUGACAUAGGCUUCCUUAAUCUCUCAUGUAAUCGGAUGCUACGUUACUACCCAUAUCAAAGCGUACAGCAGGAAUAUUACGAUGGAAAUGGUUGUACAAAAAUGAUAGUAGCUAACUGAAUUUUUGUAGUUUUGAUGUCUACAGUAUCACACAUACCACUGUCAUUAACACUAGUGGUUGACCGUUUAUGUGUAAAUGAAGAUUUCUCAGUGGGGGCACUUAAGGUAGUAUAAUCUUAUCAGUACUGAAAUGUAGAUAAAUUGUCAACAUCUAAAGACAAGUGUUGUGAAAAACGUGUGUUGUCGGCUUUAAGCUUACAUUGUUAAAAUGCUUUCAGAUGAAUUGCAAAAGUUGCGAAAUGAUCGAUAUUUAGCACGAAUGCAUGCGCCGACGGGCUGGACAUUUCUCCUUUCUAUACAAUCAAAAUAGCUAUGGAUGGGUCUCACAGAACUGUAUGCAUUGUGUCAUGUUAAAUGUAUUAUCAGUGAUGCCUGAAGCACAUGCUAACAGCCAUGAUCAACUUCUUUACCACAUAACUAAGCCUUAGUAAGUAGAGAGGAAAACUCUGUAAUAUUAUACCAGUGUGUCACUUG